Penicillium crustosum is the source of this 294-nucleotide messenger RNA. RefSeq lists its product as uncharacterized. The record is from RefSeq and is a predicted model, not a curated record. The coding region runs from base 1 to 294 and encodes 97 amino acids. Lineage: Eukaryota; Fungi; Ascomycota; Eurotiomycetes; Eurotiales; Aspergillaceae. The transcript has 2 exons.
AUGCAUGCAUGUGUUCCGUACCUCGACCGAGAAAAAAAGGAGAGCUACACAUGGCGCAAAACAUAUCCACAUAUCCGCAUAUCCAGUAAGGAGGUAACCUGGGAAGCGGCGACGAUUCCCCGUGGAAUUCUCAUGAUGCAAGACAAGACAUGUUUGGGACGAAUACAAGGCCCUUUGACAUUCGACACGCGACAGCACCUAAACCGAGAACGAGAGCAGGAUGGAUCCCGGUGGAGCUUUGGCAGGCAAGGGGUGUGCCACGAUGAUUUCAAGGGGAGGGAGAUCGUGGAAUGA